This is a messenger RNA of Xyrichtys novacula (pearly razorfish), 7086 nucleotides long. NCBI's taxonomy places the organism in Eukaryota, Metazoa, Chordata, Actinopteri, Labriformes, Labridae. The record is from the annotation of a GenBank genome assembly.
AUGCCAUUUCUGGACCAGAGCUCAGUCUUAUUACAAACAGGUGAGUUCUGCACUUUGCACUCCCAACAUAACACAUGGUUUACACUUUCACAUCAAAGAAAACACUGGUGCAUACGCUCACUCAUAUUUUCCCCUCUCCUCUGCACUUACAGUUUUCUCAGCAAUCCAAGCACAUAAUAAACAAUGUCAGAUAUUAAGCCGUGUCACUCAUCUCCUGUCCAUUAGAAUAUUUGUUUGCAAGUGAAGCGUGAAACAGGGUAGCUUAUGGACAUGAGCCAAGUGAACACCUGUAAGCAAGGCUGCCCUGGUAGGAUGAAGCGCAGGAAUGAGGUGUGAGUGAGGGGAGACCGGUGACACAGCUGAGGUGUAACAGGACAGCCCAAAAAAAUCCUACCUGUCUGUGCCUGUCUAAAAAUGCUCUGUAAGAAUCAUAUUUUUAAGUCUAAUAACACUCACUAAUCCCAUUUGUUAAUCUAAUAGCUCAAUGCUUUUUCAGUGUGUCUGGCAUGAAAUAUAAGACCAGACUUGUGUGCUGCUGCUGUUGUUGCUGUUACCUUAAAAAGCCAAACAGCCUUUUUGAAACCACAUGCAGGGGUAAGCUGAGUUAGUUAAGUGCUCUUGGACAAUUUAAGAUGGUUGCAAAGAUUACAUUUUGUGCAACUGUUUCCAUCAGAGAGAAAACUUUUCUCUCUUUUCCCACUACCACUCUCACAGCAGUAUCUUCAACUUUACUUUAUGCAGAUAGGGUUUAAACAAAGUUUGUGAGAUCCUGUGGCUUUUAGUAUGUUCAUGUCCUAAAGGAAAGCAUUUUUAAUGUACUAUGUAUUUGUAUGUUAAAGGUAGUAUUACAUACUCCAGAUAAAUUUUAUGUUGUCAUAGUUUUGGUUAAUUAACUAAAAUAGUACUAUUGCUGAUGUAUUACAUAGGUAAAGUGGUUCUACUGUAUCGGUAAAUGUAUUUGUGUGCUACAGAUAUGCUCAACUUAAAUGUGAUAGAUUCAGCUACCUAAGGCUAAAAUGUACAAGCAGAAGUGAAAAAACACCUUAAUACAGCUACCCUUGAUUUGUGCCUGUCAAGUAUUUGAGUGAAUCAUGCUUAUCAUCGUGAAUCAUGAAUCAUGCUUAAGCUUUUCUUUUUAACACUUUGGCCCUAAGGUUUUUGGCUUUUACAUUUGUGGUCUGUUUAUUUGAUUGAGGCUACUGCCUUGAGCCAGGACAGACACAUGCUUUACUAGCUGGCAGGGCAUUAUAUUCCAAGGCCCAGAAGGCAGGCCCCAUAUUUCUUAUUAAAUUUGAUUUAGAAGGCUGACAAGUCAGCAAACCAGGGAACAUCGUGUCUUUCAGCAGCUCAAUGACCCUGUUGGUGUUUCCAUCAGAACACACUUAGGGGCCUAAAUUAGAUCAAGUUGUGUUGUGUUUUACUCAUGUGUUUAUAGAUUAAAAAAGGAUUUCAAUUUGAAACUUAGGUAUUGAUGACAACUUAUCAAAGAACAGGGAUUGGAGAAAUUAUCCUCAUUACUUUGCAACUUCAUUCUGCAUUUCAUACUUGGGAGUGUGAAUUGCAAAACAUCUCAUUUGCAAGUGAGCACAGCAAUGCCAGAUGUCUAAAAAGUUAUUGCGUUGCUCGUAAAGCCUUAUUUGUGUGAUAGUACAAUCUCGUUAUGUUUGCAUUUUUCUCCUGUAAAUCUGAUCUGCGCUCUCGCCUCGCUCCUACUUUGGGAAACAUUUGAAACCUUACCAACAGUUUCCCUCCCUCCCCGUUUUCUUUCUCCCAGAAACGGCACAGCAGGACCCCUGUCUGAGGGCUCAGCCGCGCCUAACCUCUACAAGAGAAUUUUACAACAAAAACAACAACUUGAACAGUCUUAUUCAUCGGGACUUACAUGGAAAUUUAACAGUGAACGGGGAAGAGAGAACAAGGGGAGGGACGGUCGGAGCUGAUGGACUCGGGAGAUGAGAUAGUGCUGAAUAACCGACCCAUCUCCCCAUCCUUCCUGACCGGACGGACGCUUCUUUUUCUUUCCGGAUGAUGUAACUGUUUUAUGACAGCCUUACCUCGGAUUCAUCCUCUCCACAACCCAAAGGGUUCCCAUUUCCUUUAAUUACCAGCGCACGGUGAUAUCUGACGGCGAGUCGCAUCCACUGGCUCCAGGUUUCGGUGAGGGGACUCAGCUCAGCGGGACGUUGCGCAUUGCUCAACCGACUGUCCCCGGGGUCGGUGAGCUCUGGUGAGUGUCUCAACUACGACCACUGCUGGGGCUUGUCACUCAGAAAAUACUUUAUUACUCACUGCUAGCUUAGAAGUGAUGUUAUUGACACUUUUUCAAAAAAUAAAACUCCCCUACCGUCUGCUUAAAGCUGCCAGUUGCUGUAAUUUAGUAUUUAUUUUUCUUACACUCGAUAAUUUUAUAUGCUAGUUAGCUUGUUGCACUUAAUGAAAUGACCGUUGGAACUUCAUACGUUACCUACGCUAUCCAUUGAAUUAAAUGUUUAUUUGCUAACAAAAAAAACCCUCUUGAACAAGACAUAGUUGAAGCAAAAGUGUAACAUUCAAGGGUAUUUUUUUUACGUUUAUUUUAUUAAAUGCAGCCGUUAGUCUAAUUUUGAGGAAAUUAACAGACAUUUACGUCCUUUACGUAACUUGAAAACUUGAUUCAAAUGUGACCAGUCUGGAUUUUUACGGUGUUCAGAAAAAAAGGAUGCUCCUCUUUCCCAAAGUGACCCAAUUUAUGACAGAGGCCUACAAUAACUUUUUCAAUAACUUCUUACCCGUCUUGGUUUUUGUGGCCCUGACUCUUGGUGCACAUUAAAUGAGUGGGAAAUGAAAUGAGAUAUGUGACCACUUAACAAACAUCUUUUCUAACCCUUUUUAUCUUUUAUUAUCUGUACACAAUAAUGAAGAUGAGGCAUAGAUUCUUAAACAAGUCUAUUUGUGCCAGGGGUAUGUGGAAGUGCCGAAAAUGAGCAUGAGAGUCAAUGUGGGAGACCACAGGACACUUUUUUUACAAGCAGCAGGAGAAAACGAUUUUGUAGGUUGUAAAUGACGUGACUGGUGAAGGCAUUUUUAAAGAUGAGUGCAGCAAAGACUUGGCGUUGGAGUCAGGUGGUAUGGGGCACAUUCUGGCCUCCCUCACACAUUGUAGUGUCAAACAGAGAACAAUAAUAGACUCAUGUUUUCUCUGUAAAGCUGUUGAUAUACCCUUAUGUUAUCCCUUCUGAUUACGCACAAUAUGGUAAUGAGUCAAAGGUGAAGCCCACUAGGGAGCCCAAUGAUGCAGGGGUUUGCAAAGUUUCGUAUCCUGUUUUAUUUGCAGUAAAAGUAUGCAGUAUCUCACAAGUAGACAACAGUGGACAUUAAGAGAUUUAGUGGCUGUUCAUUUGACUGUGUGUUUUUGUCAAGAACAAGGUUAACAGAGUGGUGAACACACUGUGGUUUUCUACCCCUUUAGGUGCAGUCAUGUGGAGGAUUCAGAUUUGCUGCGCACUGUUUGCACUGUAUUCAGCGGCACCGCCUGCACACAUCAACCGUCUGGCGCUGUUCCCUGACAAGAGUGCCUGGUGCGAAGCCAAGAACAUCACACAGAUAGUCGGGCACACGGGAUGUCAGCCUCGCUCUAUUCAAAACAGGUCAGGAUGAAGGCCCUCUCUGUCUUUCCCUCUGUCUGACAAUCUCUCAUUGCAGCUGAAAAGGGUGAAUAUACCAGCUCUGUCUGGUCAUUUUAUUCUCUGUGUGCCUUGUUUAACAUACAGGAUACACUGGGGUGCAUUGGUACUAUAAACGUACUACAGAACAUCAACUUUAAGUUUAACCUCAUAUUUAUUUUGCAUGCUAUGUUAGCUUAUCAUAAACACUUUUAAGUAAACUACAUUGCAUAGAUGUUUGUAUUUUUCUUUCUCCUGUACAUGUGCUCAUGAUCAUUAGUAGUGACUUGAAAUGUAAAACUACAACCAAAAAAUUUAAAUCCACCGCAAAACUGUUGGCAAUGACUAUCAAAGUCAAUCUCACAAUAUUUUCUCACUCCACAAACUGUCUGUGAAACUUGACAGGGGUGGACUGAUUAUUGGCCUUGGCUGAUUACCAGAGCAGAUAUUUGGCAUUUGGACUCUUAUUUGUAUCAGCCUUUUAUCUUACAGAUGGUUCAUAAGAUUAAUUAAUUAAAAAGUGUGCUUCUUUGGUGCAACUAUGGGUGUUUCUUUCCCUCUGGGUCUGGUUUCUUGCACCAAUUGGCUCACCUAAAAGCCCGCCCACAACACUAUCUGAUUGGCUGGACCUCCCAUGACUGUGACACAGCUGUACUGUGAGUGUAAAUGGUCAACUUUUAACUUCUGUAUAUGAUCCUUAAUGUUUCAGUUUGUUUAAACAUUUUCUCAAGGUAUUCAUAUACAGUUUUAUAUUGGAGUUAAUGGUAUUACAAAUUUUUACAUGUUUUUUCAUUUUGAUAGUAAAUGCAUAUCCAUUUAAAUAUUGGUUAUCAGUCUCAUGAAUUAUUAUUAACCAGUAUAGGUCUACCCCCCUUAAAGACCUGUAUUGUUUGACCCCUAAUACUUAAUAAUGUGACUUAAUUUUCAUGUUAAUAUAAAAAAAUGAGUUGUAUAUUCUGUAUAUCCCUAAACACUUUAGGAACAAAGACAACAAAACAAAAGACUAUACAAAGGCAGACAUGCUAAUAUUAGGGACUUCAUUGUUGAGUUUCUACCAUAGACUGUAUAUACUAUGGACAACCUGGUUCUGCCUACCGCCUGUAUACGGUUUUAAAGCCAAAAAGCUCUCGGUAUUUCCAGGAUUUUUCUUCAUUUCCUGAAACCAGCGCUGUGCAGUAGCGAUGCGCGCAUUCAGCCGCGCAGUCGCAGAGAGUCACUGUGAUGACGCUCGGCUCAAAAAGCAUAUCCCUGGGAGAGCUACUCAAUCCCUGAACACCCAUAGGCUGUAUCAGGUGUCAAUCAUAGAAAACAUGAACCCCCUAAUAACUUUUAAAAACAGAGCUUCACAGAAAAAAGAGGACUUGAGCACAAACCAGUCUUACUGUAACUACAUGUCAACAACAAGCAGGGGGGAGAAAAAAUUAUGUUCUGUGUAAUAAAUUUCUAAAGUUGGUCCACAGCUCCAUAAGCUUUGCUGGCGGAGGCGGGAUUUAUGACCUAUACUGCAGCCCAUCAAAAGAGGGUGCUGUUCUCGGAGAGGCUUCACCCAGCCAGGAGGCAGACGGCGUCUAUUCUAUAUACAGUCUAUGGUUUCUACUGAUGUUAGUAGAAACGGGACUAUGUGUGCAUGAUGGGGUCAAAUAAGCUACUUUCACUGUGUUCUUGUUAAUAAACCGAGUGCAGACGUAUGGGUCUGGGAUGUGCUUGAAUAGUUUUUUGGAAGACGACUGAGGAUGCAGAAAUAAUUGUAAAUCUUACUAACAAUUUGUGUUCUUGCUUUGAGUUAUUCUAUGAAAACAGUCAAACUGAAGUUAUUCCCCCAAAAAACAAUCACAUGUAUUUUCUCAUUAGCCGCACUUCCCACAGAGAUAGAUGUAUAUCCUUGAACUGUUACUCUUUAGUUACAUAGAGAAGUGGUGAUCCUCCUUACAUUUUUUAUUAACAGUUCCUCUGUUUAUGUGUUUGAUCUAAGAGGCCACCAAAAAUCAACAACUCUUUUUAACAGGCAUGGACUCCCCACAGAUGUGUCUGCAUGCACAUUGGAAAUAAUGUUCUUUUUCCUUCUCACAGAGCCUGUCUGGGCCAGUGCUUCAGCUACAGCGUCCCCAACACAUUCCCACAGUCGACAGAGUCUCUUGUGCACUGUGACUCCUGCAUGCCUGCCCAGACACAGUGGGAAGUGGUAAGAGUUAUUGCACAUUAGCUCAUGAGGCAGGCACACAGCAACACUGACUUGUUGAACUCACACUAAAACCACAAGUUCUCAACAUGAAAGAUGGCAAUUGCUGCUCGCUGGCAGACACAAAGCGUAGGAAUUUUUCAGAGGAUUUUUAUUAGAUUUCUGCCACAAUCUUUCUGCCGUUCCCAUAAACAUUAAGUCUGUAUUUGAUAUUCCUCUGGAGUUCAUUGUCCCUCUCAGCCAGAAGGAAUCCAGUCUUGCGACAACAAAGGCUUUGUGGUGAGGUGUAUGUAGUUUGGAAAACUGCCAGGUCAGCUAGGCGGGUUGGACCACAGGUGAGGUCGCCUCAUGUUUCCGUAGAAAAUAUUGUAUCUUUCAGAGUGAACUGCUGUUACCUGAUAGAUUAGUAAAUUCACCCUCUAUUUUUUUGUACCAGAAAAGCCAGAGAAAGUGCAUUUACAGUGUCACUUUACUUCUAAUUAUCUGGAAAUGAAUGUUUGUGUCUGUGGUUGUGAUUGUUGUUGCAGGAGUUUCAACAAAUUUCAGUUUGAAACAGAGCAAGUUCUCUCUCAGGAAAGAGGAUACGGCUCCAUGCUGAUUUGGCACCUAUGAUAGAUUUUGGGAAGUCUGCUGAAUGAUCAAUUUCUUUCCAUAAAGUAACAGCGGGGGAAGUUGUGUGUGUGGUCUGGAGUGCUAGGAGAGGUUGUGCAACACUGAGGUUUACAUGUUUGUUUAUUUUCUGUGUAAUCCAUCCCAAAGUUUUCCCAACAUAUUUUAAUCCCACUGAUAAUAAAAUUUAUGGAACAAUUAAUAACAAGCAAAAGUGUUGUACUCAAAGAAAAACAAUAGCGUGGAGUAAAAAUCAGACAGCAAAACACACACAGCUACAAACUAGAUCCACAUACAUGCUGCUGUGAGUGUGAACAUACUGGAAAAAAAGAAAUUUGUAAUUUUCUCAGAGGGAUAAUUAUAUGUGUGUGUUAACAGGUGACUCUGGAGUGCCCAGGUGCAGAGUCUCCUCAUGUGGAUAAGCUGGUGGAGAGGAUCUUCCACUGCAGCUGCCAGUCCUGUGGUAAGGAAGGCAGCCAGGAGGGGGCAGUGAUGCAACUGUAUCCAGCAGACAACGUCCUAGAUGUUCCCUCUCUGUCUGACACUCUCAGCAGCAACCAGGCCCACCCUAUGCCUCCCUCAGAUUUGCACCCUAAGAAACACGCUCACGCACACACAGACCAUCACACACUGCCACACUCAACAGACGGAGGGUAG